GCCGCACCGCCGUAGCUCCCGGCUCACCGGCUAUGGACGCGUAGCGGCGAGAGAAGAGCGUUCCUCAGAAGCCCCCGCGUCGCGAUGGCGGACAGCGCCGCGGCCACCGCCACCGUGAAGGGCAGCAGCUCGGGGGGUCACUGGUGGAAGUCGCUGACCGGCAAGAAGAAGCACAAAGAAGCCGCGGCCGCCCCGCCUCCCCCCGCCGAGCCACCCGGCUCCCCGGAGGAGCCGCCCCCCGCGCUGGGCAACGGGGAGCCCCCGGGAGCGGGCGGAGCAGCCCGACGGAGCCUUCGCGUCUCGCACUCGGGCCGCUUCAAGGAGCGGCGGAAGGUGCGCGCCUCGCUGCUGGCCGACGGCUCCGAGGUCUUCGACGGAGCAGAGCCCGGGCGCGCCGCCCCCAAGGGCGAGUAG
Molecule: messenger RNA, 414 nt
Organism: Lagopus leucura (white-tailed ptarmigan)
Lineage: Eukaryota; Metazoa; Chordata; Aves; Galliformes; Phasianidae
Gene: PRR15
Product: proline rich 15
Exons: 2
Coding region: 85-414 (109 amino acids)
Source: RefSeq, a predicted model, not a curated record